This is a messenger RNA of Cataglyphis hispanica, 1332 nucleotides long. RefSeq lists its product as uncharacterized. Lineage: Eukaryota; Metazoa; Arthropoda; Insecta; Hymenoptera; Formicidae. The coding region runs from base 468 to 1040 and encodes 190 amino acids. The record is from RefSeq and is a predicted model, not a curated record. The transcript is spliced from 5 exons.
AAUUCAGAAUGCGAAUUGUGUAAUAAAAUCUUUUCUACUUUUCAAAUAAGAGAUAUGUAUCUCAUAGUUAAAUUGUCUAAAUCGUGAAAAGAGAUCCGAAUAGUCCGAGCACUUGCUGUCGAAAGUAGUGUGUCCUUGAGUCGUACACACGUGCGUGCUCUAAUUCCUCUCGAUACAUCAUUAUGGGAUUCAGAAUUCAGAAUAUGAUGAUUAGGCCACGAGAUUCGCGUGCAAGCGUGAAAGUGUACGCGAAGUUUCACCAAGAAGAGCGCAGCGGGAAAUAUUUCUGCUUUUGCGGGCCGCAGAACGCAGAAGCAAAACUGCACUCGCAGCGUACGCAACUCUUGCACAAAGCCCAAGGAAGAGCAACUUGAAUCGGCGUGAUAUUACGACAAAGCUAUUUCACGUGGAAAGACGAAGAGCAAAAAGAAGAUUUCCAAUUAUUCAGAGUGAGAAAAACACACAGAAUGCCAGCGGAAUCGUCCAUUUAUUGGAGCUCGGUCGACUCCCGAAAAUCGACCUCUGGCAGUUCCGCAAGCGACGCUGGCAGUCGUCAUUACGUGGACCCGUGGGACUUGGAGAAUUACGCUUACCUACGCCGUCAUAGCGUCGCCGACGUGCCGCGCCGAACGCGAUGUCCUCCCACGAACGAGCGUUCUUCCCGCGAAACGCGAGCAUUCUCGGAAUACUGGUAUGCCUUACCCUCAUUGAGAGAAUACGAUGGUUCCCCAUACGCGCAGGAACUGUACCGUAGACCAAUUAAGCCAACAAACAAUGGCAUCUAUUAUCAGCAAGCUAUCUACGAUGAGGGAAUGGAUUAUACUGCAUCGUUUCCGGUUUACACGCCUGGAUUAUUCGAAAUUUCUAGAUAUCCCCUGCAAGAAGAAAGAUGCUUGCCACAUGCAAUUCACACAGAUAAAGACAAAUAUAUAGCGGAAGCAAUCUGCUCACCACAUAUUGGAUAUUUAAAUACAUAUGGCCAUCUGAAGAUUGACUAUACGAAUAGCUGGAACUCACUCAAUCGUCGAAUUAAGAAAUAAAAAAAUAGGUUUGUCUCGGAUCAGAAAUAGAUAUGAGAGAUGAAUUACUUGAUGCUAAGAUGUUACAUAUAUACAAUAGUGUUAUAUAUGCUCAAUUAAAAUUUCUUAAUUAAUUAAGGGUUUCUAAUCGAAAAAAACUUUGUAAUUAAAUUGUUUUUAUUAUUGUUAUUAUUAUUUAUUAGUCAGUAAUUCACAAAUAUCUGUUUUGCUUUCGUAUGUGUGUUACUGUAUUAGAUGUUUAAAAAAUUAUAUUACGUUAAUUUAUUUUAUUAAUUUAUAAUUAUAUUAACGC